ACCGCCGUUCAUAACGUAGUAAGUUUUCGUUGCGAACGGACGUUGCCCAACCAACUUGGCCUUAACCCUUGCGCUCCCUCCGAUUUAUUCCGCGGCAAACACAUUCCAGUGGACAGCGGUGCAGUUCAGCCCAAGACCAACCUACAUUUUAGCUCCCUGCAAACUCGUUUCUUCAUCAAAUAACUAUGGCGUCCAACCGUGCAGCGAAGUCUGGUUUUGCCGCCGAGGCCCAGCGCAAAAUUAACUCCAAGUACAGCGAGGAGCUGGCACAGGAGAGCCUCGAGUGGAUCAAGGCCGUCACCGAGGAGCCCAUCAACACAUCCGGCGACACCGACAACUUCUUCGAGGUGCUCAAGGAUGGCGUCAUCCUGUGCAAGCUGGCCAACGCCCUGCAGCCCGGCUCCAUCAAGAAGAUCAACGAGAGCAAAAUGGCCUUCAAGUGCAUGGAGAACAUCUCGGCCUUCCUCGCGUGCGCCAAGAACUUCGGUGUCCCCACCCAGGAGACCUUCCAGAGCGUUGACCUGUGGGAGCGCCAGAAUCUGAACUCGGUGGUUAUCUGCCUGCAGUCGCUGGGUCGCAAGGCCUCCAACUUCAACAAGCCAUCGAUUGGCCCCAAGGAGGCCGACAAGAACGUGAGGAACUUCAGCGACGAGCAGCUGCGCGCCGGCGCCAACGUCAUCUCCCUGCAGUACGGAUCGAACAAGGGCGCCACCCAGUCGGGCAUCAACUUCGGCAACACCCGGCACAUGUAGAUCGGUGUCCUGCUGCCAGGAUCCUCCGCCCCACACUUCGCUCUCAGACAUUCCGCAACGAAAGACCAAACCAAAACGCCAACAUCUUACGACGCAGCCGCUUUUGGGUUCCACACACUUUUCACGAUUUGAGCCAGAUUUGGGAAGAGCCCCUGAAUGAUAUGAUAUCAGAUGGAUAUAUGGAUAUGGAUAUAUAUUUAUGAUACCAAUUUGUAUUUGUAUUCCAAUUGACCAGGCGUAUGCUGUUAUGUAAUAACAUAAACUACUUUAAUUUAAUAUUAUUAAGUACUCGUACAUACGGAUCUUAGGAUGAUUUAUUCUAUUUUCAACAUUUGCAUUCGCAACACGAUCGUUUUGCAUACUUUCGUUCUAUACAAACCGCACUCAGCUUCGUCCUGUGCCAUCGAAGACAGUUGGAGAUGGAGUUCCCACGCAACGUGGGAUAAUAAGUGAUCAACGGAUCGAAAUCGAAAGGAAUUGUGUUUGAUGAAUGUGUCUUCUAUCUCGUAGAGUAACGAUUACAAUGUUGUUUCGAACUAACCACCUGAAUACCAAUCAAAAACGCAGAGCAUUUACAAUAAUGUAUUUACAGGCAGAGAAAAUAUAUACAUACGUGUUACACACUU
Messenger RNA from Drosophila mauritiana, 1378 nucleotides. It is a transcript of the gene Chd64, whose product is annotated as myophilin. Lineage: Eukaryota; Metazoa; Arthropoda; Insecta; Diptera; Drosophilidae. The transcript is spliced from 3 exons. The record is from RefSeq and is a predicted model, not a curated record. Gene Ontology annotation, molecular function: protein binding. Bases 186 to 752 code for a protein of 188 amino acids.